UUCUUUUAAACAUAUAUAUCUAUAUAUAUAUAUAUAUAUAUAUAUAUAUACAAAAUUCUUUGGAGCUCUAUCUCUUCAAUCAUCAGGCUCCCAUACUCGAAGACAUUCUGCUUAUCUUCUACUUUCUCUUUCUCUCUAUCUUUUUAUUAUUUGACUAUUUUUUGCUAUUUUAAUGGCCUCUUUCAAUUAUUAUUUCUUCUUGUUUUAUUGCUACUCUAUUUUGAUUUUGUUUUUAUUGCAUGCACCAUGCUUAGUUACAAGCUCUAUUUUCAGGUACAAGCUCAAUUCCUUCAAUGCCACUGCCUCUAACAACUCCACCAAGCACCACCACAAGUGGGUCGGUCCCAUCGGUCACCGUGUUAUCACCGUCGAUGUUGCUGGCUCUGGCGAGUUCCGGUCUGUCCAAGCUGCUGUUGAUUCUGUCCCCGAGAACAACAGAGAGAAUGUGCUCAUACUAAUUAGUGCAGGAUAUUACAUAGAGAAGGUGGUGGUGCCAGUGACAAAACCCUACAUAACGUUUCAAGGUGCAGGGAGGGACGUGACCUUCAUCGAAUGGCAUGAUAGAGCAAGCGACCGCGGUGCCAAUGGACAGCAGCUACGCACUUACAGAACAGCUUCUGUCACUGUUUUUGCCAGUUAUUUCUCUGCUAGAAACAUCAGCUUCAAGAACACAGCGCCAGCACCGAUGCCAGGAAUGCAAGGGUGGCAGGCGGCAGCAUUUCGGAUAUCAGGCGAUAAAGCCUACUUCGCAGGGUGUGGAUUCUAUGGUGCACAAGAUACUUUAUGCGAUGAUGCAGGGAGGCAUUACUUCAAAGAGUGUUACAUCGAAGGCUCUAUUGACUUCAUUUUUGGAAAUGGCCGUUCCAUGUAUAAAGACUGCGAGCUGCAUUCAAUAGCAACAAGAUUUGGAUCGAUUGCGGCCCAAGAUAGAAAGUCUCCAGAUGAGAAAACAGGUUUUGCUUUUCUUCGUUGUAAGGUAACGGGAACUGGCCCAUUGUAUGUGGGCCGGGCUAUGGGCCAAUACUCGAGAAUAGUCUACGCCUACACUUACUUUGAUGACUUGGUUGCACACGGUGGCUGGGACGAUUGGGACCACGUCAGCAACAAAAACAAGACGGCAUUCUUUGGAGUGUACAAAUGCUGGGGCCCAGGAGCUGCAAAAGUGAGAGGUGUUUCAUGGGCAAGGGAGCUUGAUUUUGAAUCAGCCCACAAGUUCUUAGCCAAGAGUUUUGUUAAUGGCAGACACUGGAUCGCACCAUCUGAUGCUUAAACUUACCACCACCACCAAUUUUUGCCCAUUCUCUCUCCCUCUUGCCCUUUUUCACAAUUUAUUCAGUCGUUCAUAUGCUUUCAUAUUUCUUUUCUUACCUGUAAAAAUUGUAAUCAACCUAUUCUUAAAUUCUACUCGUAUCUUCAAACAGUUUGAUAGUUUUAACUGAUCUUACAUUGGCAUAUAUAUACCAAAUAUUACAAUUAUUUGAAGCA
Ricinus communis (castor bean) is the source of this 1485-nucleotide messenger RNA. RefSeq names its product probable pectinesterase 68. Lineage: Eukaryota; Viridiplantae; Streptophyta; Magnoliopsida; Malpighiales; Euphorbiaceae. Gene Ontology annotation, biological process: cell wall modification. Gene Ontology annotation, molecular function: pectinesterase activity. The transcript is spliced from 5 exons. The record is from RefSeq and is a predicted model, not a curated record. The coding region runs from base 173 to 1270 and encodes 365 amino acids.